AUGUGUUGCUGUGGAUCUACAAAAAUGUCUACCUACGUCCGUACUUACAAACUCCGUACUUACAAACUCAAGUUGUGGACAUACAACUACACUAUAUCAGAUUCUGCUGAAAAUGUUACAACGUGUAUCAUCAUGUGGGACGAAUCCAAGUCUGGAUGUGACGCAAAUCAAAUGGCACCUGGCAUUCUCAAAUGGGCAGAGGCUUUAAGAGAAAGCGAACAAGAGAUUACCAUCUGGUCAGAUAACUGCCCAUCACAAGACCAUUACCUACAUGGUUGCAAUAUGUUGCUGAACAUUUGGAUAAUCACUACGCUAUGUAUUUAUGUACAAUCAGUGUCAAGCAUACAAAUGGAUGUUGUUAACCAAUGGAACUUUCUGGAUUUUGAUUUGCCUUAUCAUUUUGACUAUGCCGACAUAAGGCCUGAAAACACCCUUUUUACCGGGCUGGAAAUAACAGAUGAUAGAAUAUUUCUAGCAAUGCCAAGAUUGCGUGCAGGGGUGCCAGCAACUUUGGCCGCCAUUCCUAGAAACACCCACAAAGGUUCGAGUCCCGUCCUUAGGGCGUAUCCUGAUUGGUCUUUCCACGGAUCAUCUAGGGGGGAAGUAAAUUGCAGUGGAAUAAUUUCCGUAUACAGGAUGAGAUUAGAUUCUUGCAACAAAUUGUGGGUUUUAGAUUCUGGUGUGAUGACAUCUCUGGACGAUUUUACAAGAGUAUGCCAACCAAAGCUGAUUGUAAUCGACUUAUUUACCGAUCAAAUUGUUCGUACUAUAUACUUACCCAAUGGCGUAUUAAGACCAGCCUCGCUUAUGACAAAUUUGGUAAUAGAUGAGAGCAUUCAAGGUCGCUGCGAUUCGGCGUUCGUUUAUAUGUCAGAUACUGCUGCUCCAGGAAUUGUAGUAUAUGACGGUAUCAGAGAUCAAGCAUGGAGAUUUACCCAUCCAACGAUGUUCCCAGAUCCAAAUUUUUCUGACUACAAUAUUAAUGGAGAAGCUUUUACCCUCAUGGAUGGAGUUGUAGGCAUAAGUCACUCCCCUAAAUUAGGAGUAGUGUAUUAUCAACCACUUGCCACUGAUAGAAUAUUUAGUAUACCUACAGCAACCUUGUCAAAAGGACCUCCUGGUGAAUUUGAAAGACUUCCAAUACAAUUCGUUGGUAAAAAAUCUUCACAAGGAUUAGGACUUAGUCUUAACCUUUUGGAUGAAACGCUGUACUUCAGCCCUUUAACAGAAACAUCAGUGGCAUCUUGGAAUCCACUUACCAAUCAGCAAAAAUUAUUGGCAUAUGAUCCAGAAAAGCUGCAGUUCCCGUCAGAACUACGAUGGAAAAGUGACGGUUACUUAUGGUUGCUGAGUACCAAAUUCCAAAAAUUCUUUUUGAGAAAUGUGUCGCCGCAUGAAGUCAAUUUAAGGAUAAUUCGAAUACCUCUUAGGGGUAGAUCGAAGAGUGCAGUGACUAAUAAUCUUUUUAUUUAAAUUCUGUUUACGGUAAAUAUUAGGAAAAUGGAUAGAUGCAAGUUUCAACAAAUUAUUUUAAAACUGUGUGGAUACUGAAACUGUUAUACUUUAAGUUACCUAAUGUCUGUUUUGACCAGUUACCAAUAGUUUUAAUCUUUUUUUUUAAGUUUGGCUAUAAUUUUCAUCACUGUGGGUAUUUUCUUAAACAAAAUUACUUUCAAUUUCAAGCGGUAUGAAUUUCAUAUAAGUGCGUGCAUAUCAAAUCUACUUAAAUACAAAUCCAAUCGUGCCGUAAAAUAGCCUCAGCUUAUUUUCUAUAUCUUCGUGUAGAAUUAUUUUUUUUGCCUGUGGGACACAAUAAUAAGCAUACACUAGGGAUGUUUAUAUUUAAAAUGUUUAUAUAUUUAUAAGAAGUGAACCACAAAAUGUUUUUUCUAAAGUAGGCCUUGGAAAAAAUGACGUAUGUCGUGCAUACAAUUCUUCUUUUUAAGUGUCUGUUUGGAUUUAAUUAGGCAUUCCAAACAAAAUGGCUACCAUGGGGUUUGACAGGUUAUGAUAUGGCAAAUCUGUAGGCCUGGUGAUUUGAUAG
Messenger RNA from Psylliodes chrysocephalus, 2044 nucleotides. Lineage: Eukaryota; Metazoa; Arthropoda; Insecta; Coleoptera; Chrysomelidae. The record is from the annotation of a GenBank genome assembly.